Molecule: messenger RNA, 2882 nt
Organism: Theobroma cacao (cacao)
Lineage: Eukaryota; Viridiplantae; Streptophyta; Magnoliopsida; Malvales; Malvaceae
Product: ENTH/VHS family protein
Cellular component (GO): trans-Golgi network membrane
Molecular function (GO): ubiquitin binding; phosphatidylinositol binding
Source: RefSeq, a predicted model, not a curated record
GGGGAAUCACACAGGUUGGUGAGUCACCCCCCUCCAUUCCUCUGCUGACGUGUUUUCCUUCCAAAACAUAAAAUCUGUCGAUUGCUCUCUCCUUCUCUCUCUUGUCCUCUGUCUACGUUACGAAGUUUUCAGAUUCUCGCUCUUGCUCUUUUCCUAAUUCUUGAAGGAAGAAACCAAAUAACAAAAGGAAAACCCUAAUUGAAUCCCAUUGGAUUGUCUAUUGAUCCCAAUCAAUCGAAAUUCAACAGUUUCCCUCCUUUUCAACGGCCCUGAUUCAACCAACCUAUCAAGCAAAUAGAUCUAUCUUAAACACUUUAACUCAAGCAAUCAAUUUGGGUUUUGGUGUUUCUUUUUAUUAUCGAAAUGGAUUCGAGCAGGCGAGCCGUGGAAUCGUACUGGAGAUCGCGGAUGAUCGAUGGGGCAACCUCGGAUGAAGACAAAGUAACGCCCGUUUAUAAGUUAGAAGAGAUCUGUGAGCUCUUGAGAUCGUCGCAUGUAAGUAUUGUGAAAGAGGUCUCGGAGUUUAUCUUGAAACGACUCGAUCACAAAAGUCCCAUCGUCAAACAAAAGGCUUUGAGGCUAAUAAAAUAUGCAGUGGGAAAAUCUGGUGUGGAGUUUAGGAGGGAGAUGCAGAGGAACUCAGUGGCAGUGCGUCAGUUAUUUCAUUACAAGGGGCAGCCAGAUCCUUUGAAGGGGGAUGCACUUAAUAAGGCUGUGCGGGACACAGCUCAUGAGGCUAUUUCUGCUAUAUUUGCAGAGGACAAUAAUAAUACUAAACCUUCUCCUGCAGAUGACCUUAACAAACGAAUACAAGGAUUUGGGAAUACAAACUUUGAAAUGCCCUCGGAUGAUAAGAAAUCAUUUCUAAGUGAGGUAGUUGGCAUUGGAAGUGCAUCUAUCAAGCAGGGAAUUAGUAGUUUUACUCAGGGUCAUUCACUUAGAAAGAACGAUAAUGGAAACUACAAGAGUCCUACUCUUCGAAGAUCAUUGACAACAGAAAGUGACCAUUCUGAUAGGUAUGAACCAGUUGAAUUGCGAAAUGAUACUCAAGGGGUUUCCAAGAUUACUGCUAGUGGACCUUGGGGCCAGGAUUCAAAAGUAUUAAAGACAGAAACGACAAAUGGGGAAGCUAGUUCGAAUUAUUCGGAGACUAAAACUCGUGAAGAAAGAUUGUUGGAAACCAUAGUAACAUCCGGUGGUGUACGUCUACAACCUACUCGAGAUGCCAUUCAGGCUUUCCUUGUGGAGGCUGCAAAGCUUGAUGCCUUGGCUUUAAGUCAUGCCCUUGAAUCUAAGCUUCUAUCUCCAAUGUGGCAGGUUCGCAUGAAAGCUGUGUGUGUGCUUGAGUCCAUUUUGAGGAGAAAGGAAGAUGAGCAUUUUUUAAUUGUGGCUUCUUAUUUUACUGAGAACAAAGAUGUUGUUUUGAGAUGUUCAGAGUCUCCCCAAACUUCUCUAAGAGAAAAGGCUAACAAGGUGUUGAUCCUUUUGAAUGGGGAACAGACAGGUGGUUUGGCAAGUAAUUCAGAAAAGUCUUUGAAGGCUGAGACCACUCCCGUUCAAAUGCCUGACCUGAUAGACACUGGUGGUCCAGAUGAUUACACUGGAUUAGAUAAUUCCACAAAAAACCAACAUGAUCAAAAUAUUGCGAAUCUGACAGCAACCCCGCUUAUUGAUGACUUAUUUGGAGAUGGUCUGGAUGCUGGUCUCAGCACCAGUGAACAGAAAAAUGAUGAUGAUCCCUUUGCAGACGUCUCAUUUCACACUGAUGAGGGUAGAGAAAAUGUGGACGAUCUCUUCUCUGGGAUGACUAUAGAUGACAAGUCAGUUGUCAAUGGUAAUCAUGCGGCUGCAAAUAUAAAAUCUGAGCUAAUUGAUAUCUUUGGGACCAAUUCUGAAGCUCCAUUUGAGCCUGAGAAUAAACAAAAUGAUGUCAAUGAUUUAAUGGUUGGCUUGUCGAUGAAUGAGAAUUCAUCUAGUUUGAAGCAGAAAGGAAUCUCUUCUGAGGCACACCCUGAAAAUAUAUUUGCUGAUAUAAACACUCAUUCUAGCCAUGAAGCUUCUAAUGAUGCUUUGAGUGGUACCCUUGGUUCUCAAGCCGCUGGGAUGAACACAAAUCCGAUGUUUCCUUUAGGGACCAUGCCAUAUUCCUUUUCUCCUGGAAUAAUGUUGAACCCAGCCUUUUCUUCUCAGCCCAUGAAUUAUGGUGCUAUGGGGAGUUUCUUUGCUCAGCAGCAAUUGCUUGCAACAAUGUCUAACUUACAACACCUUGCUAAUCUUAAUGCACAAAAUGCUGCCAUCAAUCAUGUUUCCAGUGGAUCAAAUGGAGGAUAUUCUUCAGCUCUGCCUGAUAUAUUCCAGUCCAAUUUUCCUAUUCAAACACCUAGUUCAAUGAUGAACAGUUCAAAGAAAGAGGACACCAGAGCAUUUGAUUUUAUUUCGGACCAUCUUGCAGCUGCUCGUGAUCCAAAGAGGACAAUGUAAGGUGUUGUGCUUGUACGGACCUAGCGUGUAGAAUCUCCUGGCACUUCAACGAUGGUAAUAUUCUUUUGAAAUAAUGGAGCAGUGAUAUUACAUGCAUCUUUGAUUAUUGCAUUGCAUGUAAUAUAAGUGGGGGGACGUCCUUAAAUUAAAGAGUAGGCUACAAUCUUUUAGGCUAUGUUUGUAUUUGAGAUGAAAGAAAAUGGGGAAAAUGUUGUGCAGUUAGCUGUUUUAGUUUUACAAGUACUUUUUUUUUUUCUGUUUAAAUUCUCUUCUUUUUCUUCUUGUAAUGGAUUUGUAGAGUUUUUGUACCUCCAGUUUUUGCCACUACCUGCAGGCGAAGUGCAUGUGUUAAAUGCAGAGGGAUAGAAAAUUAAUAAAUGUUUCAACUAGUUGUUUGCUCU